This is a messenger RNA of Clonostachys solani, 339 nucleotides long. Lineage: Eukaryota; Fungi; Ascomycota; Sordariomycetes; Hypocreales; Bionectriaceae. The record is from the annotation of a GenBank genome assembly.
AUGGCACGCCGUCUGAUCGAGGCCAUUAAAGUCCACCCUUUGACCUAUCCUCGCCCUUUCACUACUGAAAUUCCCGAUUACAAGCUUACAUUCGAUUCCGAGACUUUUUUUCCAAAGAAUACUGAAAACCCCUUCUAUGGUGCUAAACUGCCCUUGACCAAGUUCACGAUAACUCUCACGGAUGCCGGCAGUGGCGUCCGUUGCCCUGCCGCCAUCCAUGUCGAAUUCAACAUCUUGAUAGAGAAGCCAGAUGGUGUCACCAAGAUGGAUAUUAUUGAUGCGCUCAUCGCUGACCUUAAUGGACGAAAAUCACUUCUUGUAUAUAUUGAAGUCAUGUAG